GUCUCCAACAGACGCUAAAGACCAGAGGGAAAUAAAAUAAAAUCCUUAGUUACCCGAACCAGACACCAAGCAAAACUGCAAAAGCUAAGUACUUUCGUGCCAUGGCGGCAGGGGACCAGCAACAACUCAAUCCUUCAACUGAAGACCCCUUCGCCAAGCUCUUCUCAUCCUAUCUCGGCCUAAGCUUCGCCCUCUCUCUCGCCCACUUACCCACCCAACCAUUCUCCGCACUCUCAACUCUCCAGACCCACAACAGGGACCUCACAUUUCAGGUAUCAGAGGCGGAGGAGCAGCUAAAGGAGCUCCUUUUACGCCGCAAAGAGGACUCCAAGGCCAAUGCGAGGGUUGUGGAGAUCUUCGCGACCCACAGGCACGCCUGGCAGCGAAAAGAGCGGAGUUUGUUGCAACAGAUCGACGAGGAGGCCGAGGAGAUUGCGCGGCUGAGAGAGCGGGUGGCUGAGCUGGAAAAAACGGAGGCCGAGCUGAAAAGGGCGGUCGCCGAGAGAGAUGAAAUGUUGGGUUUUUUGAGUAGUGGUGUAAAGAGUGUAAAGACUGCUCCUUUUUGUUCUCCCGAGUUGGAUUCUGAGAUGGGGAUGAGAUUUGGGAAAAUGGGUGUUUGUGAAGAGAUGGAGGAAUGUUUGAUGGGGGGAAGGGUUAAUAAUAGUGUGGAGGAGGAGGAGAAGAAUAUGUUCAGCCCAGAUUUCUUGAAUUCUGCUUCCAAAUUCUGGACUGAAAGAGCCAGUCCUUGGCCGGAUAUGCAGUAUGAAUCUCGUGAAUCCCUGUAUAAUUCGAAGCAUUAUGUAACAAGGGAGGCUCCUUGGAAAGAAUCAGCCGGAGUGUCGUCUAAACUGAAGCAACUUGAGCUGGAGCUAUUGAAUCUGGAAAUAGUUGGAAAGCGUGAUCUAUCGAAGGUAACAUCGCUAAUGCAAAAACAGGCAGAGAUAUAUCGAGCUAUUUCUGGGAAGAUUGACGAUCUUUGCCAAAGAAUGCAGGAUCCUUGUGAACCCCUCGGUUCAGAGUUUCGAACACAAAAGCAAACAGAUUUUCUGCUCGAAGCAUUCCGGCUCCAGCAGCACGCAUCUGAAACCGGGCAGAAACUCUUGGCGCUACAGUCUAAAUCGGGGAAGGCUCGUUGCGGGGAUGAUAGCGAAGGCCAAGCAAGCGUAGCCGCAAGAAGAGCCAUCGACCUAGUCAGAAACACCUUCAAAGAAAUCCAAAGAAGUUUAGAAAUAUGGCUGGCGAGAAUCAUCGGAGAUCUCGAAGGUGUUCUGGCCAGAGAUGGCGUUUCUCGCGCUAAGGACUAUUUCAUAUCUAUCUAGUUAUCCUCUUGUUCAGCAGUAAUAAGAUCCUAACUUGUUUUAAAGUGUCAUUAUCAUCAUGAACAAAACAAUAAACACUCCCCCUUUUGACCUUUGUGUUUCUUUAGCUGUAUAUAUAGCUCCAGUUUUAACAGCAAAGAUUUGAAGGAGUUGAAUAUCUGAUCUGCUUAGAAUGUUGUCACAAAGGAUUUCUUACAAUGGAACAUUUCAAAUGCUUUUGUUGGUAG
Molecule: messenger RNA, 1546 nt
Organism: Ipomoea triloba (trilobed morning glory)
Lineage: Eukaryota; Viridiplantae; Streptophyta; Magnoliopsida; Solanales; Convolvulaceae
Exons: 4
Coding region: 102-1319 (405 amino acids)
Source: RefSeq, a predicted model, not a curated record